AUGACAUCCUAUACCCGUAUUGGCCCGCAAUCCUCGUCCGGCAGUUAUAGUAGGGCUGCCGACGAGAACUUACCAUAUGACACGAAUCCAUCGAAAGGGUCGUCGAAGAAGGCGCCCAAAGCUGCGGCCGCGCCCGAAGUGGCGUCCGCCACGUCCAGCGGGCAGAUAGACGACGGCAACUAUCGGUCGCCUGAAUAUUACGGUCACAACGCCAACAGUUUUUACGACUAUAUGAUCGAUAUGUCUAAAUACCGACUCAAACAGCCGUCCAAUAAGUCUUAGAUUUGGACAUUAGAAGACAAUUGAAGACAUUAGCAAAUAAUUUAUACCUUGGUAGUAAUUUUUGAACAAACAUUAGACAUUAAAACAUGUGUUUAUUAUAUUUUGAAAAAUAUUUGUUGAAUUUAAUUAUCAGAAAAAAAUAAAUCUUUAGAGAAUUGAUUUAAUAAUAUAUAAAAUAUUCACUCAUUUAGACACA
Messenger RNA from Medioppia subpectinata, 478 nucleotides. NCBI's taxonomy places the organism in Eukaryota, Metazoa, Arthropoda, Arachnida, Sarcoptiformes, Oppiidae. The record is from the annotation of a GenBank genome assembly.